ACACACACACACACACACACACACACACAGGUAGAGCAGCAACCUGCAGGACAAUCUGGGCUGCAGGUUACAUAAGAAGCAGACAGAGAGGCUGUGUGCUGCUCCAGCUGCCCUAUCAUAUCUCUUUAAAUGAGAAAGCGCUGCUCCGCUCUGCGUGUGUGCGUAUGUGUGUGCGGAGGAGAAAUUACGGGACAGAGAGGGCCAUUCUGCCGGGGAGGACGACAGGGAGACCGAAAACACAACCGAGACGCCGCUUUGAUUAGACCCUUCACGUUUCUGCAGAGGAGGUCGUGCUUCGGUUCUCCUCUGCGUUCGACGGAUUCGGAUUGUGGAGCCGGGCGCUCUCCCUUACACGUAUGGGCUCGGCAGGCGCAUCCCUCGCAUCCUGAUAGCACACAACGGGCAACAUCUUCAUCUUGAUCUAUUUUGACCGCCCUCUGCGCCGAAACACUGAAGGACACGCGAUCAAGAGGCAGCGGCGAGAACAGCGCGUUGACCAUGGAUUAAUGGCUGAGUGCAUUUUCAUCUGAGAGGUUCCCAAUGUUGAACAUGUCAACCCCCAGCGAGCUGAAGUCUGCCUGUGUGACUCGCAACGGAAUGGUGAAGUUGCCCCCCAGCCAGCCCAACGGUCUGGGUAGUGCGAGUAUCACCAAAGGGACACCUGCUGCCAAAAACCGCCUGUGCCAGUCCUCAUCUGUACCCUCCAUCCUGCCUACUCCAACAUCCUCCCUGCCCUACCACCACCACCUGGACGGCCCUGGCAUGCCCCACUCGGCAGCCUCUCUUUUGGGCACUGACAUGGAGCCUGGAAAGCCUCUGGUAGGCUUGAAGCCUUCCCUUCGCCAGCUUCCCCCUCUCACUCUACCCAAACCGAUGCUGCUGGAGCGUCAGCUUGUCCUGGAUGAGAAGUUGCUCAACCGACUGCUCUGGUAUUUCACCACAGGUGAAAAAUGUGUGCUGGCACAGGUAUGCAAGACAUGGCGAAAGGUGCUAUAUCAGCCCAAGUUCUGGGAGGGUGUGACACCCAUCUUGCAUGCCAAGGAGCUCUACACCCUACUGCCCAAUGGGGAGAAGGAGUUUGUUAGUCUACAGGCUUUCGCCCUUCGUGGUUUCCAGUCUUUCUGCUUAGUGGGUGUGUCAGACCUGGACAUUUGUGAGUUCAUUGACAACUACCCACUGUCCAAGAAGGGUGUCCGCUCAGUCAGCCUCAAGAGGUCCACCAUUACAGAUGCUGGUUUGGAGGUCAUGUUGGAGCAAAUGCAAGGACUGAUGCAUCUUGAACUGUCAGGCUGCAAUGACUUCACAGAGGCUGGCCUGUGGUCUAGUCUGAACGCCCGUCUAACUUCCCUCAGCGUCAGUGACUGCAUCAAUGUGGCGGAUGACGCCAUUGCUGCUAUCUCACAACUCCUACCUAACUUAUCAGAGUUGAGUCUGCAGGCUUACCAUGUCACUGACACAGCCAUGGCCUACUUCACAGCCAAACAGGGCUACACCACCCACACUCUGCGGCUACACUCCUGUUGGGAGAUCACCAAUCACGGUGUGGUCAACAUGGUGCACAGCCUUCCCAACCUGACUGCCCUCAGCCUCUCUGGCUGCUCCAAGAUCACUGAUGAUGGUGUGGAGCUGGUUGCUGAGAACUUGCGUAAGCUCCGCAGCCUGGAUCUAUCCUGGUGCCCUCGGAUCACUGACAUGGCCCUGGAGUACAUUGCCUGUGACCUGCAUAAACUGGAAGAACUGGUGCUGGACAGGUGCGUGCGGAUUACAGACACUGGUUUAGGGUACUUGUCCACCAUGUCGUCAUUAAGGAGUCUCUAUUUGCGCUGGUGCUGUCAGGUGCAAGAUUUUGGACUGCAGCAUUUGUUUGGAAUGAGGAGUCUUCGUCUUCUGUCCCUUGCAGGCUGCCCCCUGCUGACCACCACUGGUCUGUCGGGCCUCAUCCAACUGCAAGAACUGGAGGAGCUGGAGCUGACCAACUGUCCCGGAGCCACUGCAGAGCUCUUCAAAUACUACUCGCAGCACCUGCCCCACUGCAUGGUCAUUGAGUAAGACCACUGACAACUGGCCAACCGGCUGACCAGCCGCCAUGCUUCAACCCUCCUCCUGUUUACUCUUUCACUUUUUUCCCCAAAUGCUAAUCAGGAGACUGAACUGAUCCUAUAGUACCACACUGUUCCUCAUUACCGGUCCCCCUACCCCACGUCUUCCUCCACACCCAUUGAGAAGACUGACCCACAGGCGGACAGAGGCAGGAAGGCAGAUGAUGGUACAUGCCAGACCCAGUGGAUGAUGGGAUGGCGUUUGAGCUUCAUUUGAAAAAGGCACUGGCGUGAAGAGCUUGGUGUGACGUCUUGUCUGACAAGUUUCUUUUUCAGGAUCAACAACAGGUUUUUGUUUGCAGACAAGAGCUUCUCUACAGACUGAUUUUUUUCAGCUGAAUGGAUACUGAAGGGAAUAACAUUCACAGAUAAAUAUGCAGCGUGAAGAAGUUUGGAAAAAGGGAAAUAGACCUUUGUGUUUGAGCUGAAAUGGUGGAACUCACACAUGCGCUCAUACACAUAUUGUACAUGGUAAGUGAACAAAUGUAAGUCUUCAAGACCAUGAGUACUGAUAUUUCUAUCAAUCAGUCUGUGUAAUAAACUGCUGGUUUUCUUUUUCUCAGAGGGUAUCUAUCACAGGUAGAAUUUUAUUUGUGUAGAGAGACAGCACAUGGAGACUGGAGAGACAAGGAUGAACAAAAGAUGCAGUUCAGGAAGUGAAUGACAGGGACGGAACAUUUUUCUCUGUGUGUGGUGUGUAUCAUGGACUCGCAGCUUUUUGGGAUACCACCAACUAUUUCCAUUUUUAUUUCAUGUCUUAUCAGAAAUCAAAAAAGGAGAAACUGAAACCCAACUGUUUUCAUUGUUUUUUGUGUUGAAAUUGCACGCUUUUUUGUUUUCUCUUUUGAUCCUCCCGUCUUAAUUUUUUGUAUACAUAUAUUUUAAUUUACAAAUCUGCAGGAGAAGCUGUCAUACAUUAUGAAUGUUGUGCUUUUAAAGGGUAAACGUGUUACUGAGGCAACGUGAAGCAGUCAGUCUAAGUGCUUUCCGACUUGGAGUUUCUGCUGAAUUUAAAAUGCUUUCUCUCAAACAAUGGAUAGAAAUUAAUCAUAAAUGGUAAACAAGGCAAAUGUGUGACUUAAACCCACAGUGAUAACUUCAUAACUUUCUAACCUCUUGCUCAAACUCAUUAUUUAUGUCCAUCUUUUAAAUGCAGAUAGAAACAGAUCUGAAGCUGCUAAUGCAUUUUGUGACCCCUCUGGCUCGGGUCAUGUUACCCUCUAAGGUGAAUUGGAGAGGCUAGGGGAUUUCUGUAUUAAUCAAUCUUUUAAAAUGAACUGGAGCCAAGGGUCCUUACAAUGUAGCGGUUUUAAAAUAAUCUAGUUCGUGAGAAUUCUAAGGUUUUUCCAACAAACCCAGAGUCAGAGAAAUGUAAUGGUUAAAGGCUAAGAUCUGCCACAUGGCUGCAGAAUUUGACAGGGCAUGUGCAGUCACGUGAUCAGAUAGGCUGUAAUCAAACUAUCUGGUUAUUGUAACUUGAAAUGUAAAAUUAUUACUCAAAUCUAAAUUGUAAUAAACAUUAGCUUAACAUACUAUUUCAAGUUCUCAUACACAUCGGUAAACUAAGCUAAGCUACAAUUCAGCAUCUUUAUCCGAUUAAAAAAAGAAAAACAACCAAAUAACUUAUUUAAGAUGGAGAAAAAGGUUAUCAUGUUACAAAGGAAAAUUAAGUAGUUGUCUUUUCCCAUCAGCUGAUAUCUAAAGCAGAGGAAAUGAAUAAGCUCAGCAGUCAGCCACUGUGGUGCUUUUUGCUUCUUAUUUGUCCUCAGAUGUGCUGACUGCCACCUGAAAGAUUGGAUCUGUGUCUGCUCGUAUCAGGUUGUGCCAAAUGCAUCCGCAGCAGCGCAGAGAAAGUGGCUGGUUGCCUCUUACUGAUUACUGACCGCACUAAAACGGACUGUUAUGUACGGACACAGCAGACCAUGCAUGUUUUUAGUUGGUCUGCAUUUUCAAAUUUGAGGAGGUUCAUUUUAGAGGUUGAUCUGCAUCUCUUCAUUGUACAUAAAUUUAUUUAUUUAUUUAUUUAUUAUAUAUUUAUUUUAAUCAAUUUGUGUCUUAUGUGAUUUAUUUAUCAAAGUGACAUUUUUCAAAGGGUUUUAUUCUAUGGAACUUCACAUUUGAGCCUGAAUAAGCUAAUGCAUUCAUUGUUGGUUUUGUACUUUUAGUUUUCACAUUUUAAAUGAUUUUCUAACAUUUGAGACCCCGUAGUGAAACAAUCUACAUCUUACACAUUUAACAGCACUCUUUUAGACACCAGUGACCGUUAACAUCGUAAAUGCCUUUUAAGUCUUCAUCAUCUGCAAGAAUAUAUUUUCCUCUGUGCAAGUGCGUAUCAAAUUCUUCAUCACUGUUUCAUUAUUGAGAACAAGGAAACAAACAGUGGUGAAAAGUUAUAUUUGCUGUCAUUUUUCAGAAUGUGGCAGCGAAACACAGAGUAUUAUAUACAAAGAAGAAUUUCAAGGACUGACCUCUGUCAUGGCUAAUAGUGUUUACAAUGUCUACUAAGAUCUGUUUUGAUGACAUGGAAGAUAAGGUUGUAUUGAAGUUUAUUACUGGCAAAACAAUCCAAACAAACUGAAACAGGUUCUGAGUAUUAUCCAGUCAGCUAGCUUUAGCACUAGCUCUGUGGUCACUAGCUUUGGUUUGGGUAAGCUCACGCCUUUAUUGGAACUUUAUGGUGACACAUACAAGACAACCUUAGGAUGGCAAGUUUAAAUGUGCAGACAUGCAUUUGUAUGUUUUCAUUAUUAAAAAAGAUAUUGACUUUA
Paralichthys olivaceus (Japanese flounder) is the source of this 4867-nucleotide messenger RNA. RefSeq names its product F-box and leucine-rich repeat protein 16 (gene fbxl16). Gene Ontology annotation, molecular function: protein binding. The record is from RefSeq and is a predicted model, not a curated record. Gene Ontology annotation, cellular component: SCF ubiquitin ligase complex. Gene Ontology annotation, biological process: SCF-dependent proteasomal ubiquitin-dependent protein catabolic process. Lineage: Eukaryota; Metazoa; Chordata; Actinopteri; Pleuronectiformes; Paralichthyidae.